CCUCGCCGCGGGCCUCGCGCUGAAGUUUGGGACGUUACCGGCCGGGGCGCUCUCCCCAGCUGGGGCGGGGGGGAAGGACCGGGAGUCGCUCGGUCGCCCGGGGCAGGAAGGGGGAUUCCCCGGCUAGCCCGUGGGACGGGACGGGACGGGACGGGGCGUUCCGCGCGGGGGAGGAGGCCGAGGAGGCCGCGUCCCUUCGGGGCGGCGACGAUCCCGCCCGCACCGGGCACCCCGGGCUGGGGCACGGUCACGCGCGGCUCUCGCUGGCGGUGACGUCACGGCCCCGCUGCCGGCGGUGGCCGCCCGCGGGCCGGGGCUCCGCCACACGGGCGGCGGCGACGCGCGGUGCAGGGACCUGCCUGGCGCCGCCUCCUCCGUCCCUCCUUCCGUCCCUCCCUGCGCUGCCCCAUGUUCGGGCUGGAGAAGCCGGCGGGGCGGCGGGAGCCGGGAGGGAGCGGUGGGUUUCCGAAGAUGGCGUCCGUGGGGGAUUUUAACGUCCUCAGCUCCAGCAUCCCGGCCACCAAGGUGGAGCUCUCCGUGUCCUGCAGAAAUCUUUUGGACAGAGAUACGUUUUCUAAAUCUGAUCCGAUCUGCGUUUUGUACACACAAGCCAUUGGAAACAAAGAAUGGAGAGAGUUUGGAAGAACAGAAGUAAUUGAUAAUACUUUAAAUCCAGAUUUUGUAAGAAAAUUUAUAAUGGACUACUUCUUUGAAGAAAGAGAGAAUCUGCGCUUUGAUUUCUAUGAUGUUGACUCAAAGAGUCCUAAUCUAUCCAAACACGAUUUUUUGGGACAGAUGUUUUGUACGCUGGGAGAAAUAGUUGGAUCACAGGGGAGCAGACUUGAAAAAUCAAUUGUAGGAAUUCCUGGGAAGAAAUGCGGAACAGUCAUAGUAACAGCAGAGGAACUGGGCUGCUGCCGAGAUUCAGUUUUAAUGCAAUUUUGUGCGAACAAACUAGACAAGAAGGACUUCUUUGGGAAAUCUGAUCCUUUCCUUGUAUUUCAUCGAAGCAAUGAAGAUGGCAGUUUUACAAUCUGCCACAAAACAGAAGUCAUAAAAAAUACAUUAAAUCCAGUGUGGCAGGCAUUCAAGAUUUCUGUCAGAGCACUGUGUAAUGGAGACUAUGACCGGACAAUUAAAGUAGAAGUGUAUGAUUGGGAUAGAGAUGGAAGCCAUGAUUUCAUCGGAGAAUUCACAACAAGUUACAGAGAGUUGUCAAGAGGGCAAUCUCAAUUCAAUGUGUAUGAGGUAAUCAAUCCAAAGAAAAAAGGAAAAAAGAAAAAGUAUGUUAAUUCUGGAACAGUAACAUUGCUUUCCUUCCUAAUUGAAACAGAAGUUUCAUUCCUUGACUAUAUUAAAGGCGGAACCCAGAUCAAUUUCACAGUAGCUAUUGAUUUCACAGCCUCAAAUGGUAACCCUUCACAGCCUACUUCACUGCACUACAUGAAUCCCUAUCAGCUGAAUGCUUAUGGCAUGGCACUGAAAGCAGUAGGUGAAAUAAUUCAGGACUAUGACAGUGAUAAAAUGUUCCCAGCUCUAGGUUUUGGAGCUAGACUGCCUCCAGAUGGAAGAGUAUCACAUGAAUUUGCACUGAAUGGAAACCCUCAAAAUCCAUACUGCCAUGGAAUUGAUGGUGUAAUGGAGGCGUAUUACAGGAGUCUAAAAUCAGUACAGCUUUAUGGACCAACGAACUUUGCCCCAGUAAUUAAUCACGUAGCCAGAUACGCUGCUUCAGUAAAAGAUGGCUCCCAGUAUUUUGUUCUUCUCAUUAUUACAGAUGGAGUUAUUUCCGAUAUGGCUCAGACAAAAGAAUCUAUAGUGAAUGCUUCAAAGCUUCCAAUGUCAAUAAUUAUAGUGGGGGUAGGACCAGCAGAGUUUGAUGCUAUGGAAGAGCUGGAUGGUGAUGUAGUGAGAAUUUCUUCAAGAGGAAAGUUUGCAGAAAGAGACAUUGUGCAGUUUGUGCCAUUCCGAGAUUACAUUGACAGAAGCGGAAACCACGUGCUAAGCAUGGCAAGACUUGCUAAAGAUGUUUUGGCUGAGAUCCCAGAGCAGUUUCUGUCCUACAUGAGAGUCAGAGGAAUAAAGCCAUCACCUGCGCCACCACCCUACACGCCCCCCAUUCACGUGUUGCAGACGCAGAUAUGACUGCUCCGAAGUGCUCAGCGUGUAUCGCAAGUCAAGAGUCCCUGGAUGCAGCAGUAGCUUCUGAUAACUUCCUGGAGCUGGAAAAAUUCUCUUCACAUACCAAAAUUCUCCUAUGGUUGCAUGAGCAACUGGAAAGCUUUUAAAUGCUAGGAGCAAAAUGUUGGUGUUCUCUCUGAAUCUUUUUUUUUUCCUUUUUUUUUUUUUUGACAAAAAAACCCUACUUUUUUGAUGUAUUUAUUGGAGGGGAAAGCACAAGUCAGGAUUUCAACUCAGAAGAUAUUGUCCUCUCUGAAUACUGUGUGUAUAUAAAUGUAUAGGAAUGCUAUUACUCUGUAUCAAUGUUUACAUGUUACUAUUUUUAAAUUUCAGUACUUUUAUAACUAUUCUUAAGAAUAAAAGUUUGGAAUAUUGACUCACAUGUCUUCUAGCUUGCAAUAGUUAGUCACAAGAUAACAAGAGAAGCAAUAUCUCUUUGAAUGUUUGUCCAGACAAAUACAAAUGAACGCUAAGAAAAGGACAAAUAUCGACGUGUUUUCCAAUACCUGAAUUGCUUCGAUCAGUUCUCAGUAAUCCGUUCAUUUCACAGUUUGAGAAUAAACUCCUAAAAUGUGAAUAACAUAAUUGCAUAUGGCUUAUCACUAACUCCAAACUUUGAGGGGGAGGUAUGUGUAUUUUUUCAGAGAUUCUCCAAUUUCUAAGUUUAUCUAAGUUUACAGUUUUUUAAACUAGUUGCUGAAGCAAAUUAGAAGAGUUACUUGCUAUAAGUAAUUAAAGAAAAUUACCUCAAAUCAGAACUAUCAGAGUAUUAUAGUUGACUCACUCAGCUCAUUAAGUCUUAUCAUGCAUUCCUUAAAGCACUGGAAAUUUUGCAUCAGAAAAGUCUCUUGGAGUGAUUACAGCAGAUGUUUUGUAAUGGACCAUUUUAAACUUAAUUUAAAAUUUUAACUUUUUUUGUCUAGAUUGCCCAUUCAAAGGGAUGCUGGCUCUUAAUAUUUGGGUUGAAUAUUGUCAUUUAAUCACAUUUCCAUUCAGGGUGCAUGAAUGAUAAUGUUAAUUAACUGGUUUCCAAAUUGCACAACCAUGUUGCUUUGUGCACAAUUUUGUGUACGGAACUACCCAAAAAUUUUAUGAUAUGCCUGUUCAUAUAUGAUUAUAAAAUGGUUUUGCAUGUACAGUUUUUACAAAAUACACAGUUUUGUGAGUUUGUGUCAGAUACAUUUUAUUUAGAACUAAUGGCCUUAAAUUUCACAAAACUCCUGAAAUGAUUGUGAAUUGCCUUCAGAUACUGUUAAAACUGAACAUUUUGAUUUUUUGUGUCACAGUUGUAACUGUCUUGUAAUGUAACUCCUUUUCUUUGCAUAUAACCUGUUUACUACUUCUGUUUCUUACUACUGUAUGUUGUAAUGUACAGUAUAAAACUAAGGUGCGUUUUUUAAGCAUGAGGAGUUUUUUGCCAGAGAGCGUAUCUUCAAUAUUAAUGGCAUAUAACUAUGUAAAUGCAGAAUCUUCCAUUUUUAAAUAUAUUUAACUUCCUUUAACUAUCUCAUGUGGGAAAUUACUUUUUCCAGAUAAUUAUUCUGUUAGUAAAAAAAAAAAAAAAAAGAAAAAGAUUUUUUUGGUAAAAAUAAAUCUUGUUUUAUUUUUAUUUCAAAACAGUUUUUACAUAAAUAUGGACUUUAAUUUUCUCACCAAAAUAUGU
Molecule: messenger RNA, 3844 nt
Organism: Chroicocephalus ridibundus (black-headed gull)
Lineage: Eukaryota; Metazoa; Chordata; Aves; Charadriiformes; Laridae
Gene: CPNE8
Product: copine 8
Exons: 20
Coding region: 409-2145 (578 amino acids)
Biological process (GO): cellular response to calcium ion
Cellular component (GO): plasma membrane
Molecular function (GO): calcium-dependent phospholipid binding
Source: RefSeq, a predicted model, not a curated record